Pieris macdunnoughi is the source of this 213-nucleotide messenger RNA. Lineage: Eukaryota; Metazoa; Arthropoda; Insecta; Lepidoptera; Pieridae. The record is from the annotation of a GenBank genome assembly.
AUGGCAAUGCAACUGCAUCCAUUAUUUGAUAUUGAUGAUGUUGUCAACUGUUUUAAGUUUUUGCCUAUUAAAACUACAUGCGCGAACUUUCCUCCCACCACGCAAAAUGUGCCCUCGUGUCGAUAUUUUAUACAUAGACUAGACUUAAGAAGAAGUGAAGAAGAAGAAACAAGUGACUGGGGACCAACCCCGGUUAGUUCAACACCCGGAUGA